Durusdinium trenchii is the source of this 1551-nucleotide messenger RNA. The record is from the annotation of a GenBank genome assembly. Lineage: Eukaryota; Dinophyceae; Suessiales; Symbiodiniaceae.
AUGGGGGAGGCCUCCAGCGAUCCUCAGCUCCAUGUGGCGCGCUUGGCCGUGCAUCUGAGCAGCGACCUCGCGCAACGCAUGGAGGACGUGCAGCAGGCACUGAAGCCGAUCCAGGGCUUGGUGGCCGAUGGGAAAGGUGCCGAGGCCAUGCCGCUCGCGGUGCAGACGCUCUCGGUGGUGGCCAAGCGGCGGGUGGAAGCCACGCUUCGCUUCCACCCAGUCAUCCCCCUGACGGCGGCCUGCAUCGGCAAAGAUGCCGCCGGGCGCUGCGCGUGGAUUGCUCGGGAGUCGCUUCAGCAGUGCCUUCGAGAUGGCAACGCCAUUGGCCAGGCCUAUGCGCAACUUUUGGCCGGCUACGCCUACAUCGAACUCACGGACAGUGGGAAGGCCUUGAAAGCGGCCACGGCGAGUGAAGAGAUCUUCAAGGCGCAGAAGAACAAGCCCGGAGAGGCUGCGGCCUUGUGCUGUCAAAGCUGCGUCCGGCUGUUAAGGGUCAUGGCUGGAACUUCACCCCAGUUGACUCUGGUCGAGGAAAAGGACGAAAAGCUGAAAGAGCUCAAGAAACGGCACGAGAUCGAAGCGAAGGCUGGCGUCUCCUCAGCACGUGCGGCCUGCAGUAUCUACAGCGACAUUGAUGAUCGCAUGUCCGAGGCGAGCUGCCUAACUCUUGUCGGAGAGCUCAUGCUGGCCAAAGAUGAUGUGGAUGAGGCCAAGACUGCGGCGCGGGAAGCGCGCGACAUCUUCCAGGAUCUGGAAGAUCCCUACGGCGAGGCUCGGGCACUCAACUUGAUUUUGAGCGCCAACAUGCUCCAUGAGGCCGAUGCGGUGGAUGCCCUCUUUGCGGCGAAGGACGUGCUGUGGCUCUUCCGGGGGAACGACAUUCUGCCGGAGGAGGAGGACAAAAAGGCUAUUGCAGAUGCUCUUCAUUGUCAAGCCAAGGUCCACUUCUCCAUCGGCGAGUUGGCCGAUGCGAGGGAAGUGGCCGAGGAAUCCUUGAAGUACUAUGCGCAGGCCCAGAUGACGCCCAAGGAGGCGGCUUAUGGUCAGGGCUACGCGCUGCAAACCUUAGCACAUAUCCUGUGCGCAGAGCUCUCCCCUGAUGAGGGCUUGCCCCACAGCGAACGCGCGGUGGAGCUCUUCGCCACCGCGCAAGACCAGCGCGGGGAGGCGAUGGCCAAAGCGAUCCUGGCGUACCAGGACACCAUGUCGCGCAUGAAGCAGCUGGAAGAUACCCCACAGGCGUUCACUGAGCAAUCGAACGCUCGCGUGACGCAGAACUGGACCGUCAUUGAUGACGCCAUGGUGAUGAUGCGCGAGAUCCGGAACCAAGAAGGUGAAGACACCAUUGGCUCCUUGAUCUACGAGAUGAAUCAGAAAGUCGGGGAGAUCCAGAAGAAGAUGUCCACGCCCACGAAGACGGUGUGGACCGUGGACCGCGUCACCCGCAAGGCGAAGCAAAAGGACUACUACGAGCCCAUGGAUCCGGCGGAUCCCGUGGAUCCGGCGGAGCCUGGCAGCGAGCUGGCGACGGCGGACGACGGCGCGGAGUGA